AUGGCCAACGAAAAUGCCGACGUUUCCAGUCAGGCCAGUCAAAACCCCGUUGAUCGCCCGGCGCCUCAACAUCCCCGACCAGCUCGUUAUGCCUCAACGCCCUCGUACGAAAGUCCACAGAGACACUACCGCCGAAAUCCCAUAGUUAGACGGCCGGUCAAGGUUGCUACACUCUUCCCCAGCUCCCUUCAGGAUGAUGGUACUGCCGAACACAGAAUCAACCAGUAUUGGAUUAAACAGGAAAUUGGCAGAGGCUCGUUUGGAGCUGUGCACCUCGCUAUUGACCAGUUUGGAAAUGAAUUCGCCGUCAAAGAAUUCUCCAAAGCGCGUUUGAGAAAGCGUGCCCAGUCCCACCUUUUGCGCAGACCUAGAAUCCCCAAAACUUCGUCAGACGGCUUCAACUCUCCCCUCCAUCGCCGUCCGAUGGGAUUGGACAACGACCUAAGAGGAAACGCCCUGUACCUCAUCAAGGAAGAGAUAGCUAUCAUGAAGAAGCUGCAUCAUAACAACCUUGUGUCCUUAAUAGAAGUCUUAGACGACCCAACCGAAGACUCCCUGUAUAUGGUCAUGGAGAUGUGUAAAAAGGGUGUGAUUAUGAAGGUCGGGCUCGAAGAAAGGGCCGACCCUUAUGAGGAUGGGUUGUGCCGUUGUUGGUUCCGCGACUUGAUUCUAGGCAUUGAGUAUUUACAUGCGCAGGGAAUUGUGCACCGCGACAUCAAGCCGGAUAACUGCCUAGUAACGAGCGACGAUGUCCUCAAGGUUGUCGAUUUUGGCGUGUCCGAAAUGUUUGAGAAGGAUUCGGAUAUGUUCACGGCAAAGUCAGCAGGCUCUCCGGCUUUCCUGCCCCCCGAGCUAUGUGUCGUUAAACAUGGCGAUGUAUCCGGCAAGGCGGCUGACAUAUGGUCCAUGGGAGUCACGCUAUACUGUCUUCGAUACGGCAAAUUGCCGUUCGAGAAACAAAGUAUUUUCGAGCUUUAUGAUGCUAUCAAGAAUGACCCCAUCGCGUGUGAAGGCGAAACCGAUGACAAUUUCAAGAAUUUGAUGACACGGAUCCUGGAAAAAGAUCCGGCGAAGAGAAUUACCAUGGAUGAGCUUCGAGCACAUCCUUGGGUAACAAGAGACGGACUAGACCCUCUGUUGUCAGAGAGUGAGAACACUGCCGAAAUCAUCGGGCUUCCCACGGAAGAGGAAAUGAAUUCGGCCAUUACGAAGAACAUCGGGCAUGUUUUGGCCGUGAUGAAAGCUGUCAAGAAUUUCAAAAGGUUGAUAGACCCAGCCAAGGCAGAGCCGCCCAUGCAGAGUAUCCUCGGACAGGAGUAUGAAUCACAUUUCGUUCAACCACCUCUUGAGAUGGAACCGGAGGAAGACUUUCCAAUGGAAACCGUGCCAGAAUUCAAUAAGAGCCAGAGCUUGAACACCUAUGACCGAAGAGGUCAGGAGCUUGAUAACGUCCUCCAAGGAUAUCAUCAGCAGCGUGAAGGGUUGCCUCUUAACCGGCCGCUGGAUAGUGGCAGCCAAACGAAUCCUUCCGGUGACGUCAGCACAAAUACCAGGAGUGCCGUGGCUGAGACCAAGGACGCAAGUUCUGUACGGGGUGGUAACAUUCGUGACGAACCCGGAGACGAUAUGCAGCCAUCCGUCCCUCAGUCCCCAUCGACACAUGUCUCUUUGUCUCGAGCUAGCUCGGCGACGACCAAACGCAGCGUUGAGGGGACACGUGGGCAUGCUCGAGACCCACUGGAGGAGGAAUUUCCAUUCUUGUGCAUUGGGCCAUCUACAUAUACCGGUCCAGCACAGCCAGACGCCGACGGUGACACCGAUAUGGAGUACGUCUGUGACGAACCGGAAAAUAUCUCUGACACCGAAGCCGAGCCGAUUGUGAGCGAGUCCCCUGGUGCUGCCGAAUUUGAUAUCUACGAAACUGCGUACCGGCAGGAAAUCGAACGUAUACGCAAACGCGACGUUCCUCGUCAGGGGUCCGCGCCCAAGGUGUACCUGACUCGCCGCGUGGAGGGCAGGGACGACAUGACAAAACUGGUGCAACAAGAAGAGGGUUCCGGCACGAUACCCAGGGUCGGCAAGAGAAUCGCCGUACCCUCGGGCCCAAGCCUGAGUUUUGCAGUCAGUGCCAUUCGAGCCCAGCUCGACCAGCAGCGCCAACAGCAGCAGCAAGAACAACCACCCCCACCAUCAAAGGCAGCAGAUUCCCACCCCGGCCACAAGUCUCCGCCUCCUUUAUCUCCAUCUCAAGUCUCAGAGUCUACAACCUCAUCGGUCGCAGCCACAGGUGUCUCAGCUGCAGAGUCCUCAUCACCGGAGAACUCCCGGACUAAAUUGCGUUCUCUGCUUGAUCGUGUAAGAGGGGGGCAAUAA
Molecule: messenger RNA, 2373 nt
Organism: Aspergillus affinis
Lineage: Eukaryota; Fungi; Ascomycota; Eurotiomycetes; Eurotiales; Aspergillaceae
Product: putative calcium/calmodulin dependent protein kinase
Exons: 6
Coding region: 1-2373 (790 amino acids)
Biological process (GO): protein phosphorylation; intracellular signal transduction
Cellular component (GO): cytoplasm
Molecular function (GO): ATP binding; protein serine/threonine kinase activity
Source: RefSeq, a predicted model, not a curated record